Opisthocomus hoazin is the source of this 1221-nucleotide messenger RNA. NCBI's taxonomy places the organism in Eukaryota, Metazoa, Chordata, Aves, Opisthocomiformes, Opisthocomidae. The record is from RefSeq and is a predicted model, not a curated record.
AUGGCUCGAAAAACCAUAGGCAGGGCUGAGAAGACGGAGGUUCUGAGCGAAGAUCUCCUGCAGGUCAGCUGGAAUCAGAUCCAGGCUGACCUCCACCGGGACAGCAACCUGAUACGACUGGCCGGAUUGGCUGAGAAGACGGAGGUUCUGAGCGAAGAUCUCCUGCAGGUCAGCUGGAAUCAGAUCCAGGCUGACCUCCACCGGGACAGCAACCUGAUACGACUGGCCGGAUUGAAGAUGCUGCGGCUCUGCGGGGAGGCGGAGGACAAGCUGGCUCAGGAGCUCAUCCACUUCGAGCUGCAGGUGGAGCGGGACGUCAUCGAGCCCCUCUUCGUGCUGGCUGAGGUGGAGAUCCCGAACAUCCAAAAGCAGAGGAAGCACUUGGCAAAGCUCGUGCUAGACAUGGACUCCUCCAGGACGAGGUGGCAGCAGUCCGUGAAGUCCUCGGGCUUGGCCAGCAACCUGCAGCCCUCGGGUGCCAAAGCCGACGCUCUCAGGGAGGAGAUGGAGGAAGCGGCCAACAGAGUGGAGAUCUGCAGGGACCAGCUCUCGGCUGACAUGUACAAUUUUGUGGCCAAAGAAGUAGACUAUGCAAACUAUUUUCAAACCGCGUGGAUGGAGAAGCCCUCCUUCGGGAAGCCCUUGGAGGAGCACCUGGCCGUCAGCGGGCGGGAGAUCGCCUUCCCCGUGGAGGCGUGCGUGACGAUGCUGCUGGAGUGCGGCAUGCAGGAGGAGGGUCUCUUCCGAGUGGCUCCCUCGGCCUCCAAGCUGAAGAAGCUGAAGGCCGCGCUGGACUGCUGCGUGGUGGAUGUGCAGGAGUACUCGGCCGACCCGCACGCCAUCGCAGGAGCCCUCAAGUCCUACCUGCGAGAGCUGCCGGAGCCCCUCAUGACGUUUGAGCUGUAUGAGGAGUGGAUCCAGGCCUCCAACAUCCCGGAGCAGGAGAAGCGGCUGCAGGCUCUCUGGAGCGCCUGCGAGAAGCUGCCCAAAGCCAACUACAACAACAUCAGGUACCUGAUUAAAUUCCUGGCCAAGCUGACCGAGUACCAGGACACGAAUAAAAUGACGCCGAGCAACGUGGCCAUCGUGCUGGGGCCCAACCUCCUCUGGCCGCAGGCGGAUGGGGCCCCCCCCGCCCGCCGGCAGCACGACCAGGCGCGGCGGCCCCUCAGCGUGGCCACGGACAACAUGAUGCUGGAGUUUUACAAGAAGGAUGGGUAG